Rhizophagus irregularis DAOM 181602=DAOM 197198 is the source of this 305-nucleotide messenger RNA. Lineage: Eukaryota; Fungi; Glomeromycota; Glomeromycetes; Glomerales; Glomeraceae. The record is from RefSeq and is a predicted model, not a curated record.
AAUCUACAUGCAUAUAUGUUUGUAUAAUCUAUAUUUAAAAAACGAAAGCUAUUUAAAUUAUUGUGAUAUUGUAAUUACUGUAAUUAUUCUUUCCAAAAAUUCCGUCCGAUACCGGCAGUGUGGAAGUUUAUUUCUAAUCCUUCCAAUUUCCAAUCUUUCCAAUUUCCGACCCAGUGGCAAGUGUUAUUUAUUAUGUACAGUUGGAAAGGUUUGGAUUUGAAAAUUUGAAAAUUCCAAUGACAUGUGCACGUUACCCUUGUCCCGCAACUUAAUAGAAUUUACUGAAUUAUCGAUAUUCUCAAAAG